Molecule: messenger RNA, 222 nt
Organism: Phycomyces blakesleeanus NRRL 1555(-)
Lineage: Eukaryota; Fungi; Mucoromycota; Mucoromycetes; Mucorales; Phycomycetaceae
Exons: 2
Coding region: 1-222 (73 amino acids)
Source: RefSeq, a predicted model, not a curated record
AUGGUAAUGAUAAAGGAGCUAGAGUUAUUAGAAGAGUUGACAAAAGGGACCUUUGGCUUUCCUAUAUGGCAACGUAAAGCACGACCAAUAGGUGAAAAAUUUAGUCUGGAACUUCCUCUCUUGAUUCCAAAAUCUUUCAUGGAAACUGAACAGACACUUUGUGUUCCAAGAAGACAACGGUCGCUGUCGUACUGGCUCUUAUUCGAAGUGGUGAAGAGUUAA